AUCUCUCAAUUUGACACAUAUCAAAAUUAGCAAGUUCUGAGGGAAACACCUCAACUUCAGAAAAAAUCAUGUGGAGGAGUCGUUUGUGAUGAGGCCCCCAGAAUGCCUCGGAAAAAUUGGUCAAUCAAAGAAGGAGACCAAUAUUAAUGGAGUACCAGCUGAAAUGUCAAUUAUGUGGGGAACAGUUCAACGUGAACCCCAAGUGUCCCCAUCCGCUUGGGGAGCAUCUUCUGAAAAAGCAUCCAGGCAUUGAAUUGACUUUCUUCACCAUUGAAGAUGACUGUGAUACGAAAUGCUGUAAAUGUAACAGAAAGAAAACUUCCAGAAACAAGUGUUUGUUCAAAAUACCUUCGAAAAGUAUCGUGCCUCCAAAAAAGAGGAGCAGCAUUUUCAAAACCACAGUUGAAUCAUGGAAGCCAGGCCCGGUGAAGAUAAUAUGCCCGAAAUGCAGAAGGAAAGACCGUCCUUGCAUUAGGAAACAGAGAAACAAAGUAGCAUAUUCAUCUUUAGGAGCUUUCUGCAUGUUAACAUGUUGGCCAAUAUGCUUUCUACCGUUUUUGAUACCGAAUGGUAGUGUUUUGGAGCUGUUCUGCAAACACUGUGGAACAUUAUUGGGAGAAUAUGAUCGAAAAACAGGAACUAUAAAAUGUGUUUGUAAUAGAAAUGCCGAUGAUCUCACUAAAAUGUGUUGAUUGUAUAUUUCAAGAUUUAAUCAAUAAAUUGCUUUCCAG
This is a messenger RNA of Phaedon cochleariae (mustard beetle), 731 nucleotides long. NCBI's taxonomy places the organism in Eukaryota, Metazoa, Arthropoda, Insecta, Coleoptera, Chrysomelidae. The record is from the annotation of a GenBank genome assembly.